UCCAUCAGUUGCGCCGGGCUUGCGCAUCGAUUGACACUCCGUGGGCGCUGCUUGGGGAAGCCAGUGAAGUGCGGUAGCGAGCGGCCGUACGUUUCCCUGGGUUUUUACUCUCUUGACGACUCCACGACCACACCUUCAUACAUCAACAUCCACGUGAACUUCCACCAUGGCGGACAAGGACAAGAUGGCGAAGUACCGGACGGAGAUCCAACAGAUGAUGUUCGUCUCCGGCGAAACCGGCGAGCCCUCACCCGAAACCACCACCCUAAUCGAAUCCAUCGUGCAAGACCAAGUCCAACACAUGCUGCGCGAAUGCACAUCCCUCGCCACCCGACGGGGCUCCAAAUCCAUCUCCACCGACGAUCUAUUCAUGCUAAUCCGGCACGACCGGGCCAAAAUCUCUCGUCUACGGCACUUCCUGCAAUGGAAAGAUGUGCGGCGCUCCGUUAAAGACUCCGACGAUAAGGGCGGCGACGCAGGCGCCGACGUCGGCACGGGCGACGCUGACCUGGCCGCGGGCGUCAUGGGCGGUGGCCCAGUCGGGCCGGGACCCGAAGCAGGUAAGAAGGCGAAGAGGGCGAAGGUGGAUUUGGUGUGGGAUGUGCAUAGUUUCUUCACCGAGUUUCCGCCGCAGAAAGACGAUGUCGAGGACGAGGAAGAGGAGGAGAUGAACUUUGCUACCUUACAGAGAUUGAAGAACGCCGAUGAGCGCACCAAGAAUAUGACGCGUGAGGAGUAUGUGCACUGGUCUGAUUGUCGUCAGGCAUCAUUCACCUACCGCAAGGGCAAGCGAUUCAAGGAGUGGGCGGGCUUUGGGCUCAUCACAGACUCCAAACCCUCCGACGACAUCAUCGAUAUCCUAGGGUUCUUGACGUUUGAGAUUGUGCAGACGCUCACAGAGGAGGCACUCAAGGUCAAGGAUGCAGAGGAUGCAUAUAAGAAGAGCACGGGCGGCGAGCAGAAUAGGCUGAAGAGGAAGAGGGAGAGGGGCCUGUUUGACCCACCGGAGGAGGCGAGAGAGCCUGUGCAGCCAGGGCAUGUGCAAGAAGGGUAUAGGAGACUGCAGAGAGGGAAUAAUAAAAGCAGGGCGAUGUUGAAUUUUACGAGGAAUACGCAUCGUGCGGCGUUGAAGCUGAUCUAAAAGCCCGACUUUGCUGUUCUUUGAUGCGGGAGGAUGGCGUUAGGGACUUCUUUGAGAUCCAUCAGCUGGCGGUACGGUGUUUGGCGUUACAUGAUGGCAUAUCCAUAUACGUCUAUCUCCAUUACAGCAACUCGUCGUUUGUGCUUAGGGUCAAUCAGGGUAGGACAGAUGUCAUGGUCAAGCUAGUGGCGAACAUAGUUGAAC
Molecule: messenger RNA, 1345 nt
Organism: Macroventuria anomochaeta
Lineage: Eukaryota; Fungi; Ascomycota; Dothideomycetes; Pleosporales; Didymellaceae
Product: transcription factor spt3
Exons: 3
Coding region: 167-1141 (324 amino acids)
Biological process (GO): transcription by RNA polymerase II
Cellular component (GO): SAGA complex
Molecular function (GO): transcription coregulator activity; protein heterodimerization activity
Source: RefSeq, a predicted model, not a curated record